AUGAGGACAAAUGUACCACAGUAUUUCUCUUACAUGUAUGGUACUGAAUAUGAAGCUGUUAAUAAUAUAAUUUCAGGAAAGCAUAAUCACAAUGUUCCUUGUGCAGUAUGUUAUACAUCUACUAAGAGUGUUAAACUGAUGAUUCCUGCUAGAACCAGCUGUCCUUCAUCGUGGACUACAGAAUAUAAAGGAUAUCUUAUGACAAAUUACUAUGAUUAUAAAAGCAAUAAAGUCUAUGAGUGUGUUGAUGAAAAUCCUGAAUCUAUUGAUGGCAGUGAGGGUAAUGAUGAUGGUGCUCUGAUCUAUUUCACAGUAUCAACCUGUAAUGGUCUACCUUGUCCACCUUAUGUUAGCAAUAGAGUUAUUACUUGUGUUGUGUGUACUAAGUAA
This is a messenger RNA of Amphimedon queenslandica, 390 nucleotides long. RefSeq lists its product as uncharacterized. NCBI's taxonomy places the organism in Eukaryota, Metazoa, Porifera, Demospongiae, Haplosclerida, Niphatidae. The transcript has a single exon. The record is from RefSeq and is a predicted model, not a curated record. Bases 1 to 390 code for a protein of 129 amino acids.